GAAGAGGACCUAAACAAGAGGAAACCCCAAGGAGCCCUGCAGAAAUUUUGGGACUUCUUCAGUCGGAAGGAAAGAUAGCAGAAUGGACGAUCUCAACGGACUCAUAUUGGGGGAGAAGGAAACUGUCUCCUACUUGACCCUGAAUGUCACCAUCCUGAGGGCCAAAACUAAGUCUUACGACUACUUCUCUAAAUCUGACUGCUAUGUCACACUCUCACUCCCUACGGCGUCAACGAGCACCAGGCGUACGAAAACUAUUUCGAACAAUAACAAACCUGAGUGGAAUGAAAGCUUCACCUUCAGGGUCCCCAGACAAUUGAAAAAUGUCCUGGAGAUGAACCUGUUUGAUAAGGAUUCUUUGAGUGCUGAUGACCUGAUUUCCACGGUUAACUUUGACAUCACAAAGCUCACUGUGGGGAAGACGGAGACCAAGGUGUUUCCUUUAAACCCUGAGACAAAGGGUGAACUUGUCAUUGAGUUUGAGCUCCUUUUGAGUGAGGAGACACAUGAUUAUGUCACUAACGGCAUCCUGAUGGCUGGCCCAUUCUCAGCCUUGCAUAUCCAAGUUGACAAGCCAACAAAUUGUGAUGUGCUUGAUGGAAAGGUGCUGAAAAUAAAGGGCGCCUACCCAGAAAACCAGACAAUACAUUCAGAGGACCAGAGCCUGUGUUUCUACAUCAACAGAGACCUGGAAACUGAACUUGAACUGGCAACUGAUGCCGAUGCAGAACCUGUUGCUUCCAUCAAGCUGCCUCCACUACAGGCCCAAAAUACAGGAAAAGUCUCUCUAGUCGUUGACAAGGAUACAGUGGAUUUUGCUUUAGCAACAGAUGAAGGCACGAAGAAAGAUCUUUUCGCUCGCAUUGACUACGACAUCCCAACACAAGAGAAAGAAUAUCUGCAGAAGAGGAAGGCCGUAGUGGCGCAAGCUGUGGAGAAGGUUUUAGGCCUCAACACUCGACUUCGAUCCGGUGAGGUGCCAAAUGUAGCAGUGGUGUCUUCAGGUGGAGGAUCUAGAGCCAUGACGGGCCUGUUUGGUAGUCUGAGGGCCCUGAAGGAACUCGGCAUCCUGGAUGCUGCCACGUACAUCACUGGAGUGUCUGGAUCCACCUGGACUAUGUCUGCUUUGUGUCAGGAAGCUAAUUGGUCACAGCAGGACAUCAACACCUUCAUCUCAGCAAUAAGGGAAAAUCUCGGCAGGUCAGAGCUGAGCCUUUUCAGUUGGAAGGAAUUAUACUAUUACUAUUCAGAGCUGAAAAAGAAAGCUGAUGACGGCUACUCUGUGUCGGCCGUUGAUUUGUUUGGCCUGGUCUGUGAGAAACUCAUUUUUGGGAAGAAACUGACCAGUACCCUGUCAGACCAGCAGAAGACAGUGAAUGAAGGUCAAAACCCUUUCCCUAUAUACACUGCUGUCAACAUAAAGGAUGUUGUAGACUGUGAAACUGAAAAGGAGUGGUGCGAGUUCACCCCCUGCGAGGUGGGCCUUCAAAAAUAUGGGGCUUUCAUCCCCAGUGAGUCCUUAGGAAGCCAGUUCCUCCUCGGCCAUAAGAUCAAGGAACACUCACAGAUCCGCCUGCCUUAUCUGAUUGGAAUAUGGAGCAGUUUCUUCUCUACGAGCAUAUCCGAACUUUUGGAUGCCGUUAUGCAAAAUCCAGAUGAUUCGAAUGCCUCGAUGGAAGAAGAUGAGAGCACCAGAGGAGAUGACUCAGAAGCACUUGAAACCAGAAAUUUAUCAACAGCGUCAACUUGCAGUUCACUUAAUGAACUCCUCAAGGAUCGUCCAAUCAUCUCUGAGAUGCACAAUUUCACGCAUGGUUUCUUCCUGCGUUCAAACUACGAUAAAUACAGCCACUUCCAGGCACAAAAAGAGAACCACCCGGAUGCCUUCCCAUACAAGCUGACCCCCAGUGACCCCAUUCUACACUUGGCUGAUUCUGCCCUAGACAUCAACAUUGGCUGUCCACCGAUCCUGCGACCAGAGAGAGACGUUGAUGUCAUCAUAAGCCUGAACUAUGCAUGGGACCGGCAGGACAUGCUCAAAGUCAUUAAGGAUACAACAGAAUACUGCAAAGAACGCAACAUCCCCUUCCCCAAUGCUGACUAUGACAGUCUGGAAAAAGAGCCUACAAAGGAAGUCUACAUUCUGGAGGAUAAGGAGAAUCCCAAGGCUCCCAUAGUGAUUCACUUCCCUCUUGUCAACAGGACAUACAGAGACUACAAAAGUCCUGGUGUGAAACGUGUGACUGAGGAGGAAAUAGAAGCUGGGAAGGUAGACGUGGACAGUGAGAACUCUCCAUACACCACCAUCAACCUGUGCUACUCCAAUGAGGAUUUCGAUGCUCUGGUGGACCUCACCACUUACAACAUCCUGAAUAACAAGGAGAGCAUCCAUGAGGUCCUCCAGAAGGCCCUGCAGAGGAGGGCGUCAAAGAUAAAGAAAUAGUUGAUAUGUGCUCAGUGACGCACCAAGUCACCUUCAAAGCCACUUACAGAAAGGUUGAUAGUGAUUUUUGUGUGUGUGUGUGUGUGCGCGCGUGUGCGUGUGCGUGUGUGUGCUUAAACAGAUUAUUAUUUAUCUAGAUAUUUAAUAUUUAGUCUUAUAUUUAUAUUGCAACAUUGAACCUACAGUUUAUUUAUAUAUGAGUCCUUGUUUACCACACAACUGGUGAAGAAUUCUAUCCUCAAUAUUCAGGUUUUUUCUUAAACCAAAAAGACUUGAACCGAUUGAACGUAUUCCAGAUGCAACCUACUGUAAAUGCAGCAUGGAGAGGUAAUGCAAAAUGGAAGGGAAUACUAGGUACAGGGAAUCUGGGGAUUUGGGCAGGAAAAAAACAGACACAGGAAGUAAAAUUGACAUAGGAUCAAUAGAUCAGUUUAAGAAAAAUAAAAGUGAUGGGACACAGGGAACUUUUUCAAAAUAAAAACGCACAUGAGCUGCAAGAAUCCAUACCGCACUAAAAAAAUAAAUAAAAGGUCUGCACAGAUGUCUGCGAAUAUGGUGUGUGCAUUAUACUUGCCACUAAACAAAAUGUAACACUACCUGCUCACUUUGAGCACAGUUUUGUGGGAUGGUAAUAUUGUCUAAUUGCACAAACAACAUUGCAGCCCUGCAGUCUGAUAUCAAUGCCAAGCCUGCCUUCUAGUGUUCACUAUCUGAAAACACAUCUUGGAAAAACCAAAGAAGGACCAAAGAAGAAUACUUGAAAAAACUUGUUGAGUCCAACUGUCAUAGCCCACAUUAAGUUUAUUAAAACCUUCUGCCAAAUGA
This is a messenger RNA of Mugil cephalus (flathead mullet), 3268 nucleotides long. RefSeq names its product cytosolic phospholipase A2 zeta-like. The coding region runs from base 83 to 2443 and encodes 786 amino acids. Gene Ontology annotation, cellular component: cytosol. Gene Ontology annotation, molecular function: calcium-dependent phospholipid binding; calcium ion binding. The transcript is spliced from 22 exons. NCBI's taxonomy places the organism in Eukaryota, Metazoa, Chordata, Actinopteri, Mugiliformes, Mugilidae. The record is from RefSeq and is a predicted model, not a curated record. Gene Ontology annotation, biological process: glycerophospholipid catabolic process.